GCGCAUGCGUUGAGAUGCUUCAAAUGCGAAUUUUCCUCCAGCUCAGUUGCUGCGGUACUGUAGCCGUGUGGAGAGGGUAACUUGAAGAGACUAGGUUGUAUUGGCUCGGAAAUAACUCUUAAUUUUUUUAUUUUAUAAAACAGGCAAUCCAUCGUUUAUAGACCUUUUGGGCAUUAUAACAUUCUUACCAUCUACGGUCAUCAUUUUGAACAACCCAAAGCCAACCAUGUCGACCAAGGAGGAGACACCCGCCGACGGAGACAAACCGCAGACGUCCUCCUGGAAAGAUUCUAUCUACAACCCACGAACAGGAGAGUUUAUUGGCCGAACCGCUAAAAGCUGGGCCCUGAUAUUUCUUUUCUACCUGGUCUUCUAUGGGUUCCUGGCAGGGAUGUUCACGCUCACCAUGUGGGUCAUGCUACAGACACUGGACGACAACAUUCCUACGUACCGCGACCGAGUGGCCAGUCCAGGUUUGGUGAUCAGGCCCCGGUCCUUGGACAUCGUCUUCAACCGCACCGAGACUAAGCAGUACAGCCAGUAUGUCCAGCAUCUGGAGAACUUCCUUCAGCAAUACAACGACACUGUGCAGGAGAAGAACGAGCUGUGUAUGGUGGGAGAGUACUAUGAGCAGGAUGAUCAGGAGGAGAAGAAGGUGUGUCAGUUCAAGCGCAGUCUGCUCCGGCAGUGCUCCGGCCUGUCUGACACCACAUUUGGCUACACCGAGGGGAAACCCUGCGUCCUUGUCAAGAUGAACAGGAUCAUUGGACUGAAACCGCGCGGGGACCCCUACAUUAACUGCACAGCUAAGAGAGAAAGCCCCCUGCAGAUGCAGUACUUCCCAUCCGAGGGGAGGUUCGAUAAGAUGUACUUCCCUUAUUACGGGAAAAAUCUACAUUCAACCUACGUUCAGCCCCUGGUCGCGGUCAAGCUUCUGCUGACCAAGGAGGACUACAACAAUGAGCUGACCGUGGAGUGUAAGAUCGAGGGCUCCGACCUGCGGAACAGUGACGACCGUGACAAGUUCCUUGGGCGCGUCACGUUCAGGGUCAAAGUGGUCGAGUAGUGGUUCAGGAAAACCACCAGCGUUGCACAAUGCCGUCUUUGAGUAUAAUCAAUGCCCUCACCCACCUCCACCUCUUCCUCCAUCCACUUCCCUCCCUCCAUCCGGUGGAUCAGGGGAAGCUACGGUAGCAGGGUUGUGUGCUCCUUAUAAACUAACAACAUGAACCCCCCCUGAAACACACACAAAUACACACACACCUCUCACCCCCACCUCCACUAAAGUUAGUGGUAAUGUAGCGACAUCGUGCCAUAGUAGGGACCUGUAUAUAGCUGUAUUUGGAGCAUUGAGUUGAUGUGGUAUCCCGUAGUGCUGUGCAGUCUGCUGUGUGUGAUGUGUUGUUUCUGUAUGUACAUACUUGAUGGCUAUAAACACUGUUUGUCUUUAGUUCACUAUGUCUGAACGCUGUAAGAAAUCAAACUAAGAAAUAGAUGAAUAGCUGUAAUUUAAGAUUAUUGAUUAAGAGAAAACAUGAAGGAUGAAAAAUGCCCCAAAAUAUAUCUGCUUAUAAUUCAACCUACCUGUCCAACAUCUAAGGGAAGAGGUUUUUACUCCCCUAUGGGAACUGUGCUUUGUACAGAUGCCUUAUGGUCGGUAUGAGAACACAUUUUAAAUAAAGAUGAUUUUAAAGAUA
Messenger RNA from Salmo salar (Atlantic salmon), 1697 nucleotides. RefSeq names its product sodium/potassium-transporting ATPase subunit beta-3. The record is from RefSeq and is a predicted model, not a curated record. Gene Ontology annotation, biological process: potassium ion import across plasma membrane; intracellular potassium ion homeostasis; intracellular sodium ion homeostasis. Gene Ontology annotation, molecular function: ATPase activator activity. Gene Ontology annotation, cellular component: sodium:potassium-exchanging ATPase complex. Lineage: Eukaryota; Metazoa; Chordata; Actinopteri; Salmoniformes; Salmonidae.